Messenger RNA from Macrosteles quadrilineatus (aster leafhopper), 1361 nucleotides. RefSeq lists its product as uncharacterized. Bases 143 to 1231 code for a protein of 362 amino acids. NCBI's taxonomy places the organism in Eukaryota, Metazoa, Arthropoda, Insecta, Hemiptera, Cicadellidae. The record is from RefSeq and is a predicted model, not a curated record. The transcript is spliced from 8 exons.
CACAUGUGUAUGAAAUAUGUUAAACACCGAGACAGUUUAACGUAUUUGACAUCAAGUGUUAGCUAACGUGUAAGCGUCAACAUUUUAGCAGCCUAGAACAGUUUCAAAGCUGUGCAGUUAGCAGGAUAAAAAAAAACAAAUAAUGGAAGGGUGUUUGGCAGUCGUGACUCUGCUUAGCUGGAUGGGAGUGGUCACUGCCUCUAACUAUGGACCUGGAAACACAGAUCGGACUAAUUCUGGACAACAAGAAGACACUGUUGACCAUUUGACUCUUAUGUUAAAAACUGAAGGGGCAAAACUUUCUAUGAACAAAGGUGAUGAUGUGUGGAAAAUGUUGCCGAAAAGUACAGAAAUGCAUUCAAAUGACAAUUGGCAAAACAAGGGAACAUUCUCUGGGCCUUCAAGUACAUCGGUAACCAGUAACCACUACCAACUACCACGAGCUACUACUUUCACUAGAAGCCCUACAAAACCGGCGAACUCCUAUAAUAGCGAUGACCCAGCCAUCAUGAAUCAAGCCAUAUUAGCCAGGUUCAAAAAGGAACACGAAGAAAGUAAAAACUAUGGACCAAAAGUGGGUGAAACAGUUGAUUUUUUCGGAAGCGCUCAACAACCAAAUUCUGACUCUUUAACCAAGGGCCAGACCGGAUCAGCUGGUGCUUUUGGUCUUGGAGGCCUUAUUGGAACGAAAAACGAAGAACAGACGCCUUCUCCAUCGGAGCAGUCACAAACAGCUGGUGCAUUUAGUCUUGGAAGCCUUUUCGGACCAAACCAGGGAGAACAGACGCCUACAAAUUAUCCAUCGGAGCAGACCGGAUCAACUGGUUCAUUCAGUCUAGGAAGCCUUGGCGGGUCGAACCAGGGAGAACAGACGCCUACAACUUUUCCACCGGAAAUCGUUGGACCAGCAAAGAAACUCGCUCAAUCCAUUCUUGACGCAGUUGCAAAAGUCAAUGUACAAGACUUAGGUCAGGGUAAUGAAUUGACCAGUAGACUGAUGGAACUAUGCACAGAAAGUAUGGAAAAUGAUAUGGUCACUGUGAAGCAGUUGAAAAAGGCAGAUACAUCGCUCAUCAAGGUGCGCGGGCCGUUGAAACUUCACUUGAAAGGAACAGUAGGAGACUAUUUGAUGAAACACAAUGUUCUUGACAAUUUUGACGACUUGUUUAUGGAAUAUUGGGAAAACAUACGUGAGAAACUGGUCCUGUUGAGGGUUCAACAUGAAAAUUGAUUAUCAUGACAUUUGCAUUAUAUUCUACUCAAGCACUUUUCCAUUUCAUGAAAAUUAUCAUAAAGUUUAAUUCUUACUUCAUGAAUGCCUGAGUGUCUGUAAUGCGAGUGGAGUAGAAUUCAAUAAACAU